UCUUUCUCUCCUCUACCUCUCUCUUUUUUCAUCCGUCUCCUUCCCCUUCUCGCUCUAUCUCUUCCUCCUUUCCUCUUUCUCUCUCUCUCUCCGUGUCAUGCUCAACACCCUCGUUCCUCUUAGACUCUAAUUCCUCGCUGUAACACCCUUUGCGGACGCGCUUCCUCUUGACAGAUCCAAAUUUACCCUCCGUCGUGUUCCCGUAAUUGCAGAGAGAAAUCCAGUCGCUCCCUUCCCCUACUACCUAGCCUCAGUCACUCUCUUUAAUCACAAUUCGCCCCACCCGAGGGCACCACUUUCCUUUUAAUCGGGAUACAAUGGCUGACACCGCCGAGGACACCACGCCACCCGCUCCUCCACCGUACGAGCGUAUCAACGAUCUCUCAGCGUUCGACAGACAUCCUCUCGAUAUGCUCUUUGAACAUUACGGCGUAGCCAAGGUCUCUAUCGAUUCCACCGUCCCCAUAGGAGACACCCUCAACAUGCGCAUCACCAGAGAACACGGCAGCACCUUCCCCUCUCACGUCCUCUACGUGCACAACAUCGAUGCCGACGUGAACGACCCUCCUAUCCUGGUCCCGAUGCAAGCCUCCCGCUGGACGUUCGUGACCGGAGACGCUCUUCCCCAAACUGCGGCGGGAUCGCCCUCCCCCCUCCCGUUCCGCAUGGCGUCCGGCUCCAUCUUCAUGACGCUCCCGGUCGUGCCUGUCGCGGUCAACCACGUGCCGUCGAUACCGCUCCUGCUCGUGCUCAGCAUGGGACUCGCAGAGGUCAGCAGUGGCGUCUGCUGUCUCAUGCUGCCGGCGGAUGUCAUCGCCGAGUUCCCGGCGGAAGAGGCCAUGGUGGAGAAAAUGGCACGCACCUGCUCGGUGACGAAGCUCCUCGCCUUCAAGCAGUUCAACGAGGGAUUGUGGCGCAACGCCCUCUCCUUGCCGCUGAGCGAGGCGCACGACGGACUUGGUGGAAAGUUCAAAGACGCGUACAAUACUUCCACGAAGGCGCUGUCCACGAGGCGCCGAUGGGAAGCGUCCAGGCAGGACUGAAAACUGCGCCUGGAACGUCGCAUUGUACGUACACGUUGUUCGUUUUUCUCUGUCAUGUUCAUAGCUAUCCCUCGCUUUGUGUCGCUUUCGCUCUUGCUAUAUUUUUGGCCCUCAUGAUCGUCUCCUCUCACCAGUUCUCUCCCUUAUUCAGACGCUCGUACGAAAUAUUGCCUUCACGAUGAUCAUGACCAUCCCCAUACAUCCUCCCCUCUCUGCUCAAGUUCGCCACCUACAGUACAGCGUGCCCAUUCGUUACCGCUAACUCGCAUUUGGAACGGAAAUCUUAUUACUCACAUAAUCAUUUGAACUUUAUCUCUCUACAUACAGUAGUACGCAGUAGUACUCAUCAUUCCACCAGCCAAACAGCCUCCUCCAGUGACAAUAUAAUACAGUGCUCGC
This is a messenger RNA of Coniophora puteana RWD-64-598 SS2, 1442 nucleotides long. RefSeq lists its product as uncharacterized. The transcript is spliced from 3 exons. NCBI's taxonomy places the organism in Eukaryota, Fungi, Basidiomycota, Agaricomycetes, Boletales, Coniophoraceae. Bases 318 to 1043 code for a protein of 241 amino acids. The record is from RefSeq and is a predicted model, not a curated record.